GAGGUAACGAGCUACCAGUUGUCAAAUAACCAUGUGUACGACGUCCACGUGUAAUUGUGAACCCCGGCUGGCGCCCGGUUUCGAAAGUGUACCCAGGGUACGACUUGUACAUCCUGCCCACAUUCCAAAAUUCGGACUACAGCCGAACUUCCAACCCGACCUAUUGGCUGCUGUUACGGCAAAACAUAAGCAUAUGCUUGACUACGUGAAAGGCCUUGUUUCCCGCAUAUCACAAAAUAACACAAUUAAGACUCUGACUAGAUCAAAUCAACCAGCACAUGCCACGGCGUUAAUAGCACUCUGUUUUGUAUUCAGCUAUUUUUUUCGGUCUCAAACCACAACACCAAAGCCUUAUUCGACAUGCACCACAGUAAUAUAUUUGCUAUGCUUUGGGCUGAAAAUGGGAGCGCAGUUCUGGAUGACAUUCGUCUCCGGUUUAUCACUGUAUUUCUCACUUUCGAGGCAUGCCUUCGGAGAUGUACAGCGAGUGCUCUUCCCUAGGUACUUCACAUUCACUUGCAUCUUGAGCGCCUUGAACCUUAUUGCUUUCUCGAUGCUUCAUUCGCAUAUUCAGUGGCAAUACAGUCACUGGUUUCAGAUGUCUUUAAUAUCGACGUCUUUCAUACUGGAGCUCCUUGCUCGCCUGUAUGUUGCCCCAGACGUCAUCCGCCUCAUGGACACUAAAAAAGAGAUCGAGCUGACUGAGCCAGGCGUCGGCCAAGAAAUAGCAUCACACAAACCGGGAAGGCUACAGUACUGUCCACACUACAUGAUGAUACACUCGAGCUUCAGGAAGAAACACAGCAUCAUGGCGUUGGCGAAUAUAAUUUCAAUGUUAUGCACGUUCACACAGCUCUUUUACAUAGCUGGAUCUAUUAGUAUCCUCCCGGUUUAAAUUUAACUUUAUUAAAACAAUUUAAUUUUUAAAUAUUUAUUUUAAAUUCUCAAAGAGAAUAUUUGAAAACAUGAAAAAAAGGAAGAAAAAAUGAAUCUCACAUAUAAAAACUGCUUAUAUGAUAAUUUAAUCAUAACAUUAAAGUUCCUUUUUUUUAUUUAAACUAGUUCUGUUUCUAAUAAGUAUAUCGAUUUUUAUAGAAAUUAAAAAAUGAUAAAGAUUGUAUCUUUAUAUUCACCUGUGUGCAAAUGAUAUUAUUUAUUGUCAUGUGAUAACACAACUAAAAACAGUAUUAGCUAUUAUCGAUGGAUAAAUUAAAAAAAGUGUAAAUAUA
Molecule: messenger RNA, 1229 nt
Organism: Cimex lectularius (bed bug)
Lineage: Eukaryota; Metazoa; Arthropoda; Insecta; Hemiptera; Cimicidae
Product: transmembrane protein 205
Exons: 4
Coding region: 32-895 (287 amino acids)
Source: RefSeq, a predicted model, not a curated record